Molecule: messenger RNA, 4839 nt
Organism: Humulus lupulus (European hop)
Lineage: Eukaryota; Viridiplantae; Streptophyta; Magnoliopsida; Rosales; Cannabaceae
Exons: 16
Coding region: 138-4634 (1498 amino acids)
Biological process (GO): protein phosphorylation
Molecular function (GO): protein kinase activity; ATP binding
Source: RefSeq, a predicted model, not a curated record
UUUGUCAUAAAUAAACCUUAUGGUAAGCCAUUAGUGGAUACUCUCCUUCCGGUAAAAUAAAAAUACGAAGCAAGAGGAAAAUAAUUUCAGUUGAAAAUUCAAGAAAAGCCACACAAACUUAUCCUAAAUUUAAGAGUAUGUUGUUGUCUUUUGAAAAUGCUUUCAAAGUUAUUACCUCACUUCUGGUCUACUGUUUCCUCAGGGGACAGUAUGUGCUUGUUCAUGCAUACCCUCCUUACCCCAUCUGUAACACGAAUAAUACACAUAACAACAGUCACUUCCCAACUCAAAAAAGUCUCGACAAUCUAUUCGACUCAUUAGCCUCAAAUGCUUCUGUUUCUAAAUUUUACAACACCUCCUCCGGCCAUGAUCUCGAUAAAGUCCACGGCCUCUAUAUGUGCCUUGGCUACAUGACAAAUGAAGAGUGCAAGGAUUGCAUUAGCUUGGCCUCAAAACAUAUGGUGGACCGUUGUCCAAACUCAACAGAAGCGGUAAUAUGGGAAGAAAAGUGCCUUUUACGUUAUUCCAAUAAGAAUUUCUUAGGCACUGUGGAUGUUUCAGAAAAUUUAGACAAGCAUAAUGUCAUAAAUGCUUCAGAACCAAAAAAGUUUGGAUCUGCUGUGAAAGAGAUGUUAAGUGACUUGACUGAGAAGGCAGCUUUUGGUCAUUCGCCAAUCAAGUACUAUGAAGCUGACAAAAGAACUUACCAAAAUGAUAUUCUACAUGCUGUUGCUCAGUGUACUGAGGACUUAUCUCCAACCGGCUGUAAGACUUGCCUUAAGGCGGCCAUUGAAAAUGCUUCAACUUGCUGCAGUUCCUACAAUGGAGUACGAAUUUUGGGCAAGAGUUGCUUUUUAAGAUACGAGUUAUACAAUUUUUAUGAAGAUGAUUCUGAAACACCCCCGCAUGGGAUCGUAUUCGUGCCACCGAAGAAGAGAAGCAAAUGGCACACUAGGAUCACCAUAGUCUUCGUAGUUUCAGCUUUUUUAGCUGUGUUAGUCUUCGGUUUCUUUGUCUACUGUCUGAUAUUGAAAUUCGGAUCUCAAAACGGAAAGAGUGAUCAAGAAAUAACGUUACACAACAAGGGUGAGGCAAAUGGAAUGGAUAUCCUACAACAGCAUUUUCAAGCAUGGGAUGACCAGAAUGCGGGAGAGUUUCCAUAUAUUGAUCUGGCCACAAUUUAUGCGGCUACUGACAACUUUUCCGAGUCAAAUUUGCUUGGACAAGGUGGUUUUGGCCCUGUUUAUAAGGGUAAACUAAGUGAUGGACGAGAAGUUGCAGUGAAGAGGCUUUCUAGCUGUUCAGAACAAGGUUCAGAGGAGUUUACCAAUGAAGUUCUACUGAUAAUGAAACUUCAACACAAAAAUCUUGUGAGGCUUUUGGGUUUCUGCGUAAAUGGAGAAGAAAAGAUACUUUUGUAUGAAUACAUGCCCAACGGAAGUCUUGAUGUUCUUCUCUUUGAUCCUAGCAAACGUGCACAACUCAAUUGGAGCAAUCGCCUUAAUAUUGUAAGUGGAAUCGCAAAGGGUAUGCUUUAUCUCCAUGAGGAUUCCAGACUAAGAAUCAUUCAUAGGGACCUAAAAGCUAGCAAUGUGUUGUUGGAUAGUCACAUGAAUCCAAAGAUUUCAGACUUUGGGAUGGCAAGGAUUUUUCUAGGAACUGAAGGUGAAGCUAAUACGUGUAGACUCGUUGGAACAUACGGCUACAUGGCUCCUGAGUACGCAAUGGAGGGACUCUACUCAGUUAAAUCCGAUGUGUUUAGCUUUGGAGUUCUCCUGCUUGAGAUCAUUAUUGGGAAAAGGAGUGCUGGUUUCCAACAACCCAAACAGGCUCUAAGUCUCGUAGCAUAUGCAUGGAAGCUUUGGAACGAAGGAAAAGCACUUGAGUUAAUGGAUCCCUUGUUGACAGACUCGUGUUCUCCUGAUGAGUUUACCAGAUGCGUUUAUCUUGGACUGCUUUGUGUUCAGGAAGAUCCACAAGAGAGACCAACAAUGUCAUCUAUUGUGGUAAUGUUAAACAGUGGAAGUGAGACUCUUCGGCAACCUGAACGGCCAGCAUUUUCUUGGGGCUUAUCAAAUCAUUAUGAUGAAAUUAAUGUUGAUAGUUUGUCUAUCAGUGAUGUAACUAUCUCAAGUGUUUUACGUGAGUGGUCGAAUAAGAAGGCCUUCGGAGACAGUGCCUUUCAAGUACCUGAGCAACCGUUUGCAGGCUUCCCAAUGAACAGUAGUAGGAGCAUGAAUAAACUGAGACAAUUUGUUAAUGAUGUAAGCAACAUCAGGUCUAGUAAGGGUCAAAUAUUGCAGUGCGCCAAGAGUGCUUCUAUACAAGGUGUGAUCUUUAAACGGAGUACCUUCAGUAAGAGCAAGCUUAUGGGCACUACUAGUGGGACUAGCACAGCUUUUGGCACCAUCCAAGUGCACCUUGACAAGCAAAUCAGCUCAGCAACAGAGAACAUGGAAGUCGAAGAAGAAGCACUAGCAACUGGAUAUGGCAAAGGAGAGCCAUUUGAGGACUGCUCAGAUAAAGAAGUAGUAGACGAUGACAUAACUGGUGCAGCUGGUUCAACAGAUGCAGCAGAAACUGGAGGAUCUGCAACUGGUUCAGGAACAUCUGCAGUAGGGGCAACUGAUGCAGUACUAGAUGCAGAGAACAUGGUUAAAAUUACAAUUUCAUCAGCUGUGCUGUGUUCAGCUUUGGUUUUAGCCUUCUCUUUUCUUAACCCUGUUAAUCCAAACCCUCUCUUGUCAGACUGUAUUUCAACCACAGUAAGUAACACCAGCGCAUUUGAACACAACCUCAAGACCCUUCUAAAGUCCUUAAUUUCCAAUACACCAUUAACAGGUUACAACGACACCUCUUAUGGAGAUGGUUUAGACCAGGUUUAUGGCCAAGCGCUUUGCAGAGGAGAUGUUAACGCUUAUGACUGUCAAAAAUGCCUUGAGAGUGCAAGUGAAGGAAUCAUGAACAAGUGUCAAACAAAAGAAGCAAUCAUAUGGUAUGAAGUCUGUCAAAUUCACUUCUCUUCCCAUGAUUUUCGUAAGAUGCAGGUUUAUGCUGGAAAUAGACCAGACCAUGAUAAUCAAAGGAAGAAUGUGACGCAGCCAGAUCAAUUCAGAGAAACUUGGACUGAGUUGAUUAAAACUCUCUCUAAUGAGGCUAUAAAUGAUUCUAAUAGCACCAUGUUUAAAACCGGGGAUACUGAAUAUUCUAAGGGAAAGAUAUAUGGGCUUGUACAGUGCACCAGAGAUAUCUCUAAAAGCGACUGUAGAAUUUGUUUGACGUCUGCUUUGAAAGAUCUUCAGGGAUUCUUCCCUUCUCAAGAAGGUGGUAUCAUUUUAAGUAGUAGUUGCAAUAUAAGAUUUGAGAUCUUCCGUUUCUUUUACAGCCCAAGCUCCAAAGCAGAUGGGAACGUGAGACACCAGGGGAAGAAAAGGAAGGUUUUGUUGGUUGCUUCUUGCACAUCAUCACUGCUAGUGAUUCUGAUGUGUUCCCUUGCUGUUUAUCUUCAGAGGAAAAAGAAGCCAAAACAAGAUGAGGUAAAUAGUCAAAAUGCGUUACUGUCUUAUUCACUAAGCCCCAGAGCCAUCACCGUAGCAGGUAAAGAUGAUGACCUAGUCAGCACAGAGGACCUACCAUUCAUGGAUUUGGCCACUAUAACCGCUGCUACAGAUGGAUUUUCAAACUUAAAAAAGCUUGGACAGGGUGGGUUUGGCUCUGUUUAUAAGGGUGUUCUACCAGAUGGGAAGGAAGUGGCAGUUAAAAGGUUAUCAGGGAAGUCAUGGCAAGGUGAUGAAGAAUUCAAAAAUGAGCUCGUACUAAUAGCAAAGCUUCAACACCGAAACUUGGUUAGACUUUUGGGUUGUGCUGUGGAGGGACAAGAGAAGCUGCUUGUAUACGAGUUCAUGCCUAAUAACAGCCUUGAUAACUUUAUAUUUGAUUCAGAUAAGCGUGCCUUACUUGAUUGGAAGACUCGUUAUAACAUAAUAACUGGGAUUGCAAGAGGGCUUCUUUACCUUCAUGAAGACUCUAGAUUAAGAAUAAUUCAUAGAGAUUUAAAGCCAAGUAAUGUGUUGUUGGACAGUGAGAUGGUAGCCAAAAUCUCAGAUUUUGGUUUGGCAAGAAUCUUCUGCGAGGACCAAAACACGGCAAACACCAAAAGAGUUGUGGGAACAUAUGGAUACAUGGCCCCGGAAUAUGCAAUGGAUGGACAAUUCUCAGCAAAAUCAGAUGUUUUCAGCUUUGGUGUGAUCUUGCUUGAGAUCAUUAGUGGGAAGAAGAAUAACAGCUCUCACCUUUCUGAAAAGUCUCAGACACUCAUCAGAUAUGCGUGGCAACUAUGGAGGGAAGGGAAGGAGCUGGAGUUCGUGGACCCAGUGAUGAUGGAAUCAAGCCCAACCGAAGACCUUACAAGAUGUAUGCAUAUUGGGCUUUUGUGUGUGCAGGAAGAUCGAAACGACAGGCCCACCAUGUCGUCUGUGGUGGUUCUGUUGGGAAGUGGAACAGUAUCACUUCCCCAGCCAAGACAACCUGCUUUUUUUGUGCCAAAAGUUAUACAAAUCAACCAGUCUUCGUUAGCAAACCGUUCUGUAUCUGGUCUUACUGUUUCUAGUGUAUUUUCUAGUGCUUUGCCAUGACGAUGACGAUGACGAUGACAUACAAGUAUAUGAAUUAUGGAGAAUGUGAAAAAUCUGUGUCCUAACAUUAACAUAUAUAUUCGAUGAGUGCACUGCACGCAUUAAUUUCUCUUCACUUUAUUUUUCAUACAAGUAUUAUUGCUUGGGGGACCAAGUAAACAUGACUAUGAGUUUGUCAUAUAAUGCCAAUCAUUACUUAACUGUU